UGGCUUAUCUUAGAGAUAACGAGUAUGAUUACAGAAUGAUUCCAUUUUUCUUUUAUUUUUUGUAACACUGACCUUCAAAUAAAUUCGGAAAUAAAAAAAACGUGAAAAAAUAUUAACCUAAGUGAUAGCUCACUGCGUCGAUGGCAAAUCACACAGAGAUAUUAUUUCUGAAGAAUGGAAGUAAGAAAGUAACGACAUCUUUAGUUUCAAAAAAUAGUCUAGCACAUUUCAGUAAAUGGGUGCGGCAGUGCUGACGGAUAACAGUUGGCUCAGCACAAUCUCUAUUUGAAUUUGGCUUGUCAGAAUGCAGGAAGACUCGAUCAGUGGUAUUAUAGAAGCCUUGUCUCCUCUGUCUUUCGCCAUAUCACUUGCAGUUCUAUUACUGGCAUACGUAUAUAUUGCUAUCAGAGAUAAAGGUGUACCACCAGGUCCAAAAGGUUUACCCUAUUUUGGGUAUUUGCUCUUCAUGAGCAAUGCUGACUGUCAUCUGAAGUUAGAUGCUCUGAAAAAGAAGCAUGGAGACAUUUUCAGCUUUACUUGUACCGGUCGUUUGUACAUUAACUUGGGAAGUUUCCGGGCAUUUCGGGAGGCUCUCAUAUCCAAAUCUGAAUGCUUCGCCGAAAGAGUAUCAGGUUACAGCCUUACAAAACAUCUUUUCAAUGGAGGUAUAGCUUACUUGAAUGGAGAACCUUGGAAAGUUGUUAGAAAAUUCUUUCUGCAGGUCUUAAAAGAACGUGGCGCAAAUUCCAUCAAAUCUAGUAUAGCUGGUCCUUUGUACGAUUCCAUCAAAUCUACCAUCAACGAUUUGAAAGCCAAGAAAGGAGAACCCGUCAACUUGAUAGAAUUAUUAACUGAAAAAUGCACUACGAUAAUGCGACUUACGCUGUUUGGUGAAGUUGGAGUAACAGAUGAACAAAUAAAAAAAUUUAAUGAACUUUAUGCUGGAGAAGUGAUGUGCAUGACGCCACUGAAUAUGUUAAUGUGUGGAACCUAUGCCAAAUACUUCAUUUUUCCUUUUAUGCCCCAUUACUCUGAAGCUGUGAAAUGUAAUAAACAGAUGGAGAAACUCUUACAUGAUAUACUCAAUGAACACAAAGCAACAUACGAUCCAGAGAACCCCAGAGAUAUUAUAGACGAAUAUUUCAAGGAAAAGGAUCAAAGACGAAGCAGAGGAGAUUCCACAGCGGAGUACUUCACUGAUGAAGCUUUAGUAGGUUCUCUGAUGCAAUUUAUGGGAGAUGGCGUUCUUGGUGUUGCAUCUUUCGCGAGCCUUUUUGUCAAAAAUGUGUUGGAUUCAACCGAAGAGGAAAAACUUUAUAAAGAAAUCGUAGACGUUAUAGGCUCAGACAGGCAACCGACUAUUGAAGACAAAAGUAAGAUGACUUACUUCAACGCUUACAUAUUGGAAGCUAUGCGAACAUCAGAUUUCUUCAAUAUUUUCCCCACCUUGGAAUGUACAAAGGAAACCACUUUAGGCGGAUACAGAAUACCAAAAGGAGCUAUACUACUUAUGAAUUUUUACUCGACCCACUAUGAUCCAGAAACGUUUGAAGAACCUACAAAAUUUAAUCCAUCAAGAUACAUACAAACCGAAGGAAAACGGAGGCCAGAAUUGCCACUUACAUUUGGUAUAGGUAAACGAUCUUGUUUGGGAGAAGGUUUCGUCAUGAUGCAAGUCUUCUUGCUUUUUGCAACAUUAUUACAAAAUUUCCAUCUCAGAUUACCAGAUGGAUCAAAACAAAUUACUGCGGAAGAAUUUCUGACAGGAAAUGUACUCAUAUGUGCAAUACCAAGAGACAAAAGCUCUUUGGUUGAUGUCCAGGGUUCAGAAGUUCUCAGCCAACUUCUGAGCAGUUUCCUGGCAUUCGAAGAAACAAAGCGAGUACUUUCUUUUCUUUUUCCUUCAAUAAGUAGUAGAAGAGAUAGGCGUAAAAGUAUGGCCAUCAAUAAGCAGUUCAUUGAAUAUCUCUUUGUAAGGAACUCUCACCCAGUUUCCAAAAAAGAAUUGUCAUUUGAAGAAACAUAUCUUCGGUUGAUCCAGGGUUCAGAAGCUCUCAGCCAACUUCUGAGCAGUUUCCUGGCAUUCGAAGAAACAAAGCAAGCUUUGGUUGGUCCAGGGUUCAGUAGUUCUCAGCCAACUUCUGAGCAGUUUCCUGACUUUAUUCAAAUCCAUCCCGUCAAGAUGCAAGUAGACUUAAUCAAUGGAAUUAUGGAAACAUUUUCUCCUCUCUCUCUCACCAUUUUACUUGCAAUUCCACUGCUGGCUUUGGCAUAUUUUACUAUAAGAUAUAAGGAUGUGCCUCCAGGUCCAAUAGGUUUGCCAUAUUUCGGAUAUUUACCUUUCAUGAGCAACGCUGAUUGCCAUCUGAAGUUAGAUGCAUUGAAAAAGAAGUAUGGCGACAUCUUCAGUUUCACGUGUACCGGUCGUCUGUACAUACACUUGGGAAGUUUCAAAGCAUUUCGCGAAGCUCUCGUAUCCAAAUCCGAAUGUUUCACCGAUCGAAUGUCAGGUUACAACCUCGGAAACCAGCUUUCCAAUGGAGGCAUAUCUUAUUUGACUGGAGAACCUUGGUUAGCUAUUAGAAAAUUCUUUGUGCAAGUCAUGAAAGAACGCGGCUCAAACUCCAUCAAGUCCAAUAUAGCUGGUCCUUUGUACGAUUCCAUCAAAUCUACCAUCAACGAUUUGAAAGCUAAGAAAGGGGAACCCAUCAACUUGAUAGAAUUAUUAACUGAAAAAUGCGCCACGAUAAUGCGACUUACUUUGUUCGGUGAAACUGGAAUAACGGAAGAACAGAUAAAACAAUUUAAAAAAUUGUAUUUUGGAAAAGUUAUGAGUAUGAGACCACUGAAUAUGCUGAUGUGUGGGACAUUUGCAAAAUACUUCAUCUUCCCAUUCAUCCCUCAUUUCUCUGAAGGCAUCAAAUGUAAAAACCAAAUGAUGGAAUUGGUAUAUGAAAUAAUCAAUGAACACAAAGCAACAUACGAUCCAGAGAACCCCAGAGAUAUCAUAGACGAAUAUUUUAAAGAAAGGGACCAAAGACGAAGCAGAGGAGAUUCCACAGCUGAGUAUUUUACUGAUGAAGCAUUAGUGGGUUCCAUAGUACAAUUUUUGGGUGAUGGCGUUUUUGGUGUUGCAUCUUUCGCGAGCCUUUUUGUCAAAAACGUACUGGAGUUCCCUGAAGAAGAGGAUAAAAUUUAUAAAGAAAUCCUAGAAGUUAUAGGCGUGGACAGGCAGCCUGCUAUUGAGGACAAGAGUAAGCUUUGUUAUUUCAACGCUUAUGUAUUGGAAACAAUGCGAAACGCUGAUUUCUUCAAUGUUUUUCCCACAUUGGAAUGUACAAAGGAAACCACUUUAAGAGGAUACAAAAUACCAAAAGGGGCCAUACUAGCUAUGAACUUUUACUCGACCCACUACGAUCCAGAAGUGUUUGAAGAACCUAAAAAAUUUAAUCCGUCGAGGUACAUACAAACCGAAAGAAAAAAGAGGCCGGAAUUGCCAGUCACGUUUGGAGUAGGUAAGCGAGCUUGUUUGGGAGAAGGUUAUGUCAUGAUGCAAGUCUUCUUGCUUUUAGCAACAUUAGUGCAAAAUUUCCAUCUCAGAUUGCCAGAAGGAAAGAAAAAGAUUACUGUGGAAGACUUUUUGACCGGAAAGUUACUCAUUUGUGCCAUACCAAGAGAAAAAAGCUGAAAGGAAAUAAAUGGCUACAUUCUGAAUGAAAUAUUUCUAAAUGUUGCUAUACUAUUAUAUGCCAUUCUUUUUUGCAAAUGAAAUAUGAUGAUAAAUAAAU
Argiope bruennichi is the source of this 3788-nucleotide messenger RNA. RefSeq lists its product as uncharacterized. The record is from RefSeq and is a predicted model, not a curated record. Gene Ontology annotation, molecular function: heme binding; iron ion binding; oxidoreductase activity, acting on paired donors, with incorporation or reduction of molecular oxygen, reduced flavin or flavoprotein as one donor, and incorporation of one atom of oxygen. The transcript has 16 exons. Gene Ontology annotation, cellular component: cytoplasm; intracellular membrane-bounded organelle. NCBI's taxonomy places the organism in Eukaryota, Metazoa, Arthropoda, Arachnida, Araneae, Araneidae. Gene Ontology annotation, biological process: xenobiotic metabolic process. Bases 305 to 3688 code for a protein of 1127 amino acids.